This is a messenger RNA of Exophiala spinifera, 2481 nucleotides long. RefSeq lists its product as uncharacterized. Lineage: Eukaryota; Fungi; Ascomycota; Eurotiomycetes; Chaetothyriales; Herpotrichiellaceae. Gene Ontology annotation, cellular component: nucleus; cyclin-dependent protein kinase holoenzyme complex. Gene Ontology annotation, biological process: regulation of cyclin-dependent protein serine/threonine kinase activity. Gene Ontology annotation, molecular function: protein kinase binding; cyclin-dependent protein serine/threonine kinase regulator activity. The record is from RefSeq and is a predicted model, not a curated record. The coding region runs from base 1 to 2481 and encodes 826 amino acids. The transcript has a single exon.
AUGGGCGUUGGAGACAUGACAGGUUUCUUCAACACCUAUAACCCUCAAAAUGUGCAAGGGUGGCUCGACACUCAGGGACACUACAAAGUCCCUGAAUCCAGCUGGCCAACAACACAAUUUAAAUGCAAAAAAGAUGUCGACCAAACGAGUGUCGCCUCAGUGGACGACGUUUUGAGCGUAAGCGACUCGUCGCAAGGCUCUACCUCCUCCGACUCAUCUAGUCAUACGACAUGGACAAGCGCUACCGACUUGGGUGAAGUGUUUCUCGAAGACGACGAAAAGGAUGAACAGCAGUCGCGAUGCUUGUCUGGUCCCGAGUCGCAGGACUACUUGCUGAAAGGUCUUCACACUAGAGAGGAGAUAUCUUGUAGCACCCGGUUUCCAUCGGCGCAACUUGACCAAAGCGCUCCGUCAAAGGUUACAGGCUGCUCGAGAGUCCCUUCGCAAAGUACACGGCCACCUCGUGGUGGAGAAAUCACUCUCGAACCACAGUUCCGGAAAUCUAGCUCUCGACGAUCAAACUCCUCAGGCAAGAGCCUUUCAGGACCCUGCAAGUUGAAGCGAGACACAGAUGUCACCGAUCAUUUCGUUGCCCUCCUCGUCUGUUUCGCCACGAGGUUAGUCACUGCCAUUUGGCCCAUGUCUGCCUGCCCGCCAAUGUCAUCGACGUGCUUCAACGGAGCCGGCGUUCUUCCUCUACGAGUCUUUAUCCAGGAAACCUUGAGGCGAUCCAAGACAAGCUACUCGACUCUACAAGUAGCCCUCUAUUACCUGGUGUUGCUCAAAUCCAAGCUACCAUGCGCGAGCGCUGAAAAUGAAUCCCCAUGUCGCGCCAUGCAAUGUGGUCGGCGGAUGUUCUUAUCAGCCUUGAUGUUGGCCUCCAAAUACCUGCAAGAUAGAAACUACUCUGCUCGAGCAUGGAGUAAGAUAUCUGGACUGCGCAGCAACGAGAUCAAUGAGAACGAAAGGGAGUAUCUACAGCUCAUCGACUACGAGCUGCAUGUCCCCAAAGAGUCCUUUGAUGUCUGGAGCAAGAUCGUAUUGUCUCUCAGUAGGGUAACUAAGGAACAACCUCAAUGUCGUUCUGGCUCAAUGUCUCCCGGGUCUUCCCCGCCUGGAAGUGGAUCAAGCCAUAUUCUGGCCGAUAUGGUCUCCCAAGUCGGUUUGGACGAAACCACAGGCGCUCACACUUUCACCGAUGCGUGGUGGACGGAUGUCAUUAGCCAGCUAGGGCCUGGCCUUGUCAAAGACUCAAGCCUAGCUGAUGAUUUCUUGCGGAGAAACCUACCGGCAGAUCAGAUGGCGCAGAUCUCUGCUUACUAUCUUGAGAAGCACGGCAAGGAAACUCCAACGACCAGUCCAGAGACAGCUCGGGUUUAUGAUAUCAACUUCAGCGACAGCUUCAAAUCGAGCACGGCUAGACAAGAGCCUACCACUCCACAAAACCCGAUUGAGAUGAGUCCUGCUCGCGCCUCUGGGCUACCAGUGCGACCUCAUCUACGAAAUCUUCCUACACCACAGACAACUCCACGAGUUGGCGAUAGUUUUCAAUGGGCUGGCAAUGGUGGUAAACCUUCGCUUCGCUGUUCUGCGUCUGCGGAUGCUCUGCGCAACAUGCGAAAGCAAUGUUUCGUGAACGCAAACCUCGAACGCUGUCCUCCACCCCGACCUCAAGGCUGCACGCUACCAUCGAUGAGAACUCUUCUACGUCCUGCAGAGACAAUGAGGGAGUAUUCCAACCGAUCGACCUCGUCAGCUUCACCCAUUUCGGUCGUCUCUGAGACACCGUCACUGACUUCCCGAUCAAGAUCAUCAUCAAUCUCGUCGAAUUCAUCCUGGUCUUCAUCAAUGCGUUCCAAAGGUGGCUCAGCCGAGCAAUUCAGCUCUACCCUGGCGAGGAUGUGCUCCUCAACAGAAGAGAUAUCGAAAUUGCCUUCUGCAACGUUAUCGCAACCGGUUGUUUCUUUCCCGAAGUUCUGUGACGAGGGAUAUGGCAGCAGCGAGGAGCCUCUUCCGAAGACUUCAAAGCAACAUCUCUCAACUAGCAACGAAGUAGAUGCUUUGCAGGCUCUGAUGUCGCUGUCAACGCAUUCUGAAACUCCAAGUCAAAGUGUCACUCCUACUCCUCGGCGACUAGCAGAGCAGAGCAUUCUGGGAGUGCGACCUGCAAUCAGCAGCUCUCCGAGAGGUCAUAAGAGAACUUUGUCAAGGACCAAUGAGAACAUUCAGAAUCAAGUACGAAGAACGCUGACCGACCCCCGAAUGGUUUGCAACAUUAUUGAUGAUGCAGUCAAGCCGAACCGUGACAGCACCCCCAGAGAGUGGCAAUUGCCGGCAAGAAGUUGGGCAGAACCCAGAAGGGCAUUGCCAAACACUUCAGACAACAAGCGAGUUGCGACAUAUUGCUCAAUACAGCAAUUUGCAUCUGCUCCGGACCUUGCGGCACAAUAUCUCCAAGAUUCAAUCUUCACAGCGUCUUGA